UGAGUAAUUACUGGGUGUGUCAGUGUGUCUUAGGUUUGCAGGUAGGUUGGGUGAAGGAGCUCAUUUAUUCACUGGCUUUAGGGAGUCCUGCACCCUGACACCCUUACAUCCUCAGACACACUGCACCAGUUGCAAGAGGGCUUCCCCGGGGAGCCGCUGAAGAACCCAGUCACAUAAGGAGGGGGUCCAACUACAAACAGCUGCCAAGAUGUGUGACAUUGGGGGACUCGAUAACCUGGUAGCCAACACGGCCUACCUCAAAGCCCAGGGCGGUGACGACAAGGAGAUGAAAAAGCGCCGUCGCAGCUUGUCUCUACCCAAGCAGGAGCAAUGUGCUGAGGUGCGAGCCUCCCUGGACAAGGACUUUACAUCAAUCUGUGAAAAGCAGCCAAUUGGCAAAAAGUUUUUCCGUCAAUUCCUGGCGGAUAACGCCGCGUAUAAGCUCGCUGCCGAUUUCUUGGAUGAGCUGUACGACUGGGAUCUGGAAGAAGGUGCCGCAAAAGACAAGUUGCGUCAGAACAUCAUCAACAAGUACUGCAAGGCUGACUCCAAGAACUUCUUGUCCUUUCUCACUGGGGAGGCCGCUGACAAAUGCAAGGCUGUGACGGAUGCCAACUUCAGCGAGGUGAUGAAAGGCAAAGUCCAAGAGGGUGUGAGAGAAUAUCUCAAAGGGAAACCCUUCACAGAUUACCAGACCAGUCAGUUCUUUGAUAAAUUUCUCCAGUGGAAAGAGUAUGAGAAACAGCCCAUCAACGACAAGUACUUCUAUGAGUUCAGAACCCUGGGAAAGGGUGGCUUUGGGGAGGUAUGUGCCGUGCAGGUGAAAAACACAGGCCAGAUGUACGCCUGUAAGAAAUUGUGUAAAAAGCGACUGAAGAAGAAAGGUGGUGAGAAGAUGGCGCUUUUGGAGAAAAAGAUCUUGGAGAAGGUCAACAGUCUGUUUCUGGUCAACUUGGCCUACGCCUAUGACAGCAAGACCCACCUGUGCCUUGUCAUGACCCUGAUGAAUGGCGGAGACCUCAAGUACCACAUCUACAACAUGGGCUAUGACGGCAAGGGCGUGGACAAGGGCAUUGAGAUGAAGCGCAUCGUCCAUUACACAGCCCAAAUCACAACUGGUAUUCUGCACCUGCAUGAGAUGAACAUCAUUUAUCGAGACAUGAAACCUGAGAAUGUGCUGCUGGACAGCCAAGGGCAGUGUCGACUUUCAGAUUUGGGUCUGGCCAUAGAGCUUGCCCCAGGCAAGACCGUCACCCAGAUGGCUGGCACUGGAGCAUACAUGGCUCCGGAGCUCCUGAACAAAACUCCGUAUAGGACAUCGGUGGACUGGUGGGCGCUGGGCUGCAGCAUCUAUGAGAUGGUGGCUGGCUACACGCCUUUCAAAGGCCCCGAUAGCAAGAAGGAGAAGGUGGAGAAGGAGGAGGUGCAGCGUCGUAUUCUCAGCGAGGAACCCAAGUGGGAGCACAGGUGUUUCGAUGCAAACACUAAGGACAUCAUCCAGCAGUUCCUCAAAAAGAAAAUUGAGGAGCGUCUGGGCAUGACGAAUAACUUGGAAGAUCCCAGAAAUCACCCAUGGUUCAAGAGCAUCAACUUCCCGCGUCUGGAGGCCGGGCUGGUGCCGCCUCCGUGGGUUCCAAAGCCCAAUGUUGUCUACGCCAAGGACACGGGUGACAUUGCAGAGUUCUCUGAAAUCAAAGGCAUUGAAUUUGACAGCAAGGAUGACAUGUUCUUCAAGGAGUUUAGCACAGGUGCCGUGCCGAUUCCUUGGCAGCAGGAGAUGAUGGAAACGGGACUGUUUGAUGAGCUCAACGAUCCCAACAGGAAAGAAGGAGGCGGGGAUGGGGAGGCCGAGGCAAAAUCUGGCACGUGUAUAUUGCUGUGAGAGGACUCCUCAUAUAACUUUUUGUCAACCACAUGCACACUUACCAACGUUCUAAAAGAUGGUGGACACUUUAAGGGUGAGCUCCUCUGGUCCUGAGACAAAGGAAGGAGGGUUAAAUGCUGUUUGUGCUGCAUCAGUUUUAUUGCUAAUAUUAUGUAUCGUGUCAACUUGCAUGCACGUUGACCAGGAAUGUCAGCUCUGCGUCUUUCCAUCAUCAGCACGUUAGGGUUAGUCGAAGGCUUUUGUGCCACAAAUACUAAAUUCUAGUUUGUGAAGGAAGUGUAAGGUGCAUUGACUAGAGGUAAGAUGUGGAUCAAUUCUCUAGCAGAUUAUAUGAUGCUUGCCAUCAUAAGGUAACACUUUUUCACUACAUGUGGCACGUGUCGUAUAGUUUAUCCUAAAGCUCAUUGUCGGACUGCAGGCUUACAACUUUCAUUUCAUGAGUGUAAAUAUUGUACAUAUAUAAAAAAAAAAUAACAGUACAUCCAUAUAGUAUGUAGAGUUUAAAACCGCAGGUAUAGUUGAAGAAGACCUCUUUGUUGAGCCCAUCUAAGGUUGUUGCUAUGAGGCGUAUCAACCAAUAGCGAUGUAUGGACUCUUAAUUCCCUAAAGAUGGGAAUGUGAGUCAUGAAUUCCUAUAAUGGAAUGUUCAGUUUCUCCCGCCACACCAUCCAAGCAGUAUGUGACUAACCAAAACCAGAUACGGAGGAGACAUCUGCACACUGUGCUAUUCAAAGAGUACUAAAUACAAUUUAAUUGUACAAAAAGAACAAGGUACUAGACAAAGUACAUAAUUGCUACAAUUUGAAAGUGGCUUUGGACCGUAUUAUUUUAAAAAAGGACAACCCAUUACUUUUUGGAUCAGAUUCUACUAAAUUCUCUUGAGAACACGCAGUUAUGUUUCAGGGGAGUAGAAUUGUGCUAAUGCUAUGUUUUUCUCCGGAUAAUUAUUUGCUAAAGUUUUGGACAUUCCCAGAUCUUUAGAGAGAGUUUUUACAGCUACUGUUAAAAAGAUGACUUUAGUACUUUGUAAAUACAACACGAGAUAAGCUUUGACAUGCAACAUAGAAGUAUCUAAGUGUACGGCUGAAAUUUCAUUGCAUUCUUUGAAUAAAGGGAAAUAUAUCUGUCUUUUAAAAUGUGUCUUUUCUGUCUGUCAGCAGAGACCAACUUGCUGUAGAGAACUGCGAGGUAAAAGAUUAUAUCCAGUGAGGGAUUGCUGACUACACCCAGGCUGUGCUCCAGGCCUGCACUAACUGGGAAGUUCAACUCUUAGCUGUUAAACGGAUAACCAGUGUUAUCCUUUCACCUUCUCUGCUUAAAUCAUCCUCAAAUCCCUUAAGAGUCUGAAGCAUCCUGAUGCACCUGCCAGUAUGCUGGUCAGUGCAGAGAGAAUAACGUUGGACUGAUGGAUUGCAAUGCUUAUUAGUGUGUUACAGUGCCAUCGAAAUGAAAGUAACAGUUCCAAGGGUAAAACUGACCUUCUGAAAAAGUCUUUGUGCCUCUAUAACCGCUUGAUUGGACAGACUCAAAGAUAGUUGGAGCUUAGGAGACACUUAAACCCUCAGAGAUUAUCCCUCGGUCACACAGAACUGCAUGAGCAACAGUGAGAGAUUGAUGGCUGGCUGUAAAAAGAGGAAAGACGGUUGGCUUUUCGAAACAUUUUGGUGUGAAUAAGUUAAGCC
Messenger RNA from Doryrhamphus excisus (bluestripe pipefish), 3567 nucleotides. It is a transcript of the gene grk7a, whose product is annotated as G protein-coupled receptor kinase 7a. Gene Ontology annotation, cellular component: cytoplasm. NCBI's taxonomy places the organism in Eukaryota, Metazoa, Chordata, Actinopteri, Syngnathiformes, Syngnathidae. Gene Ontology annotation, biological process: signal transduction; regulation of signal transduction; protein phosphorylation. The record is from RefSeq and is a predicted model, not a curated record. Gene Ontology annotation, molecular function: ATP binding; rhodopsin kinase activity.